CGGGGGGGCACUGGCUGAUGAUCGGAAGUUACUGACAAUAAGCACCUUCAUCCCCCCAAAGGCGGAGAGAGGGAGAGGAGGAGGAGAGACGGGGAGAGGAGAGCUGAUGCCUGACGAGUCACUCGGCGCAGGCAGAGCGGGCGGUACCACAAGUUCCCGGCGGCGCGGAGCGCGGAGCAGCGCGGAUCGCAGCGCAGCGGCGCGGAGCUCGCCGGCCGGAUCGCUCCCAUGUCAGCGCGGCGGCGGGGGACUGCGCUCCGCUAGCCACCAGCCGCGGCCACCCCCCUCCUCGCCUAGCGAUGUAUUCACUGCUCUCAGCCUGCACUUGCCUAUGUUUACAUUUCCUGCUGCUGUGCUUUCAGGUACAGAUGUUUGCUGCUGAGGAGAACGUGGAUUUUCGGAUACACGUGGAGAACCAGACGCGGGCGAGGGACGAUGUGAGCAGGAAGCAGCUGCGGCUCUACCAGCUCUACAGCAGGACCAGCGGGAAGCACAUCCAGGUGCUCGGCAGGAGGAUCAGUGCCAAAGGAGAAGAUGGAGAUAAAUAUGCCCAGCUUCUAGUGGAAACAGACACUUUUGGCAGUCAAGUCCGGAUCAAAGGGAAGGAGACAGAUUUCUACCUUUGCAUGAACAGGAAAGGCAAGCUCGUGGGCAAGCCUGAUGGCACCAGUAAGGAGUGUGUCUUCAUUGAAAAAGUCCUAGAAAACAACUACACGGCACUGAUGUCUGCAAAAUACUCAGGCUGGUAUGUUGGAUUCACCAAAAAAGGGAGGCCACGGAAAGGGCCCAAGACCCGGGAAAACCAGCAAGAUGUACACUUUAUGAAGAGAUACCCAAAGGGGCAAAUGGAGAUACAGAAACCUUUCAAGUACACAACAGUCACCAAGAGGACUAAGAGAAUACGACCCACCAACCCCAGCUAAAAAUAGACAAAAACAGUGUCACAAUAAGAAACCACAAAAAGGAAAAAAAAAAAAAAAAAAACUGCACCAGAGGAAUAUUUUUACAUUAAAAAUAAGGAAGAAGCUCUAUUUUUGUACAUUGUGUUUAAAAAAAAUAAAAAUAAAAAAAAUUAAUAAAAGACUAGAUGGCAAAUGCUGGGGAAAGCUGUUCGGGAUUUAUUGUGACUUGAAAAAUGAAAUGAACUGCUCUAUUUAAAUUGACUUCUUGUUGUUGAUGACACACAGGUGCUUAUUUUGCUUUUUUUUUUUUGGAAAGGACAACUUCUGAAGCAUAUCCCCAGAGGGAAAAAAAAAAAAAAAAUUAAAAAUAAAUAAAUAAAACCAAAGAAAACCAAAGUUCUUUCCCAAAGUUCCUGAGAGCCUGCCCCGCCAGUCGGGCGGGCAGUAAUUAUUUAUUGCCUGCUGCCGCCGGCCAGGCCAGGCUGGAGCUGCAGGGACGAGCCCAGGAGCUCUGGCACCGACCCUCUUAACCCUCCGACGACAUAGGGACUCACGGCUCCGUGAUCCUGCAUCCUGCUCACUUCUGGAGAAUGCUGCUAACUACAUUCAAGUGACUACAAGAUGACCUAGUACACCAAUGAUAAGGGAAUAUUUUAAAACCAGCUAUAUUAUAUAUAUUAUAUAUAUAUAAGCUAUUUAUUUCACCUCUCUGUAUAUUGCAGUUCCAUGAACCAAGUAUU
This is a messenger RNA of Oenanthe melanoleuca, 1642 nucleotides long. It is a transcript of the gene FGF18, whose product is annotated as fibroblast growth factor 18. Gene Ontology annotation, cellular component: cytoplasm. Lineage: Eukaryota; Metazoa; Chordata; Aves; Passeriformes; Muscicapidae. The record is from RefSeq and is a predicted model, not a curated record. Gene Ontology annotation, biological process: fibroblast growth factor receptor signaling pathway; regulation of cell migration; cell differentiation. Gene Ontology annotation, molecular function: type 2 fibroblast growth factor receptor binding; type 1 fibroblast growth factor receptor binding; growth factor activity. Bases 300 to 923 code for a protein of 207 amino acids. The transcript has 5 exons.